Glarea lozoyensis ATCC 20868 is the source of this 2610-nucleotide messenger RNA. RefSeq names its product Voltage-gated potassium channel. The transcript has 5 exons. Lineage: Eukaryota; Fungi; Ascomycota; Leotiomycetes; Helotiales; Helotiaceae. Gene Ontology annotation, cellular component: membrane. Bases 1 to 2610 code for a protein of 869 amino acids. Gene Ontology annotation, molecular function: potassium ion leak channel activity. The record is from RefSeq and is a predicted model, not a curated record. Gene Ontology annotation, biological process: potassium ion transmembrane transport; stabilization of membrane potential.
AUGGAAUCCCCUAAAGACCCAUCGCCGCCCGCGUCGCAGGAUAGCACCGGCAUGGCAUCCCGCAACCGUCUGCUCGAGGCGGAUACUAUUCAUACGAUCAGCACGCCCGGCAGACUGCCGACGAUUAGGUUGAGAGGGAAGACGGAUGAUUUGCCUCAGGACUGGUGGUUCGCAUCAACAGCCAUCCCGCUGAUCGCGGCGACGUUGGGACCGUUGGCGAAUGUGCUGAGUAUUGCGGCGCUGGUCUCGAAAUGGAGGGUUACGCUGCCGAAUGAUGGGGUGUUGCCCGAGGGGAGCGAUCAGUAUGGGGUGGAUAUUGCGGAUCCGCAUUGGGAAAUUGUACUCAACGCUAUAUCCCUCGGAUUUGGGUUUUUUGGAAACUUCCUUCUGCUGCUGAAUUUCACGAAAAGGGUUCGAUAUAUCAUUGCGUUACCAGUGACCAUUAUUGCAUGGUAUUUUGCCACGGGAAUUCUCAUCGGUAUUAUCGUUGCGAUGAAUAAUUACGUUCCGCCUAUACGACCCGGAGAAACGUAUUCUCAAGGAUUUUGGCACGCGAUCAUUGCGGCGGUACUUUACCUUAUUGGUUCUAUGAUGUUGAUGGUCAAUAUGCUUGGAUAUUUUUUGGGGCAUUACCCGCAACAUUUCGACCUAGACGAUGAUCAACGGACGCUUAUUCUCCAGACGAUGAUGUUCUUUUUCUGGUUAGCUGGUGGCGCUGCCGUAUUUGCUAGAGUCUGUGAUUGGCGUUAUGCGGAUGCCUUGUAUUUCUGCGAUGUCACUGUCUUAACAGUCGGAUUUGGCGAUUAUGUCGGAACUAAUGAUGCUGCUCGGGGACUGGUGUUUCCAUAUUCUGUAAUUGGUAUUAUAUUUUUGGGUCUCAUGAUCAACAGUAUUCGAAAGUUCGCUAUUGGAAUGUCAAAGGACAAGGUUAUUCGAAAACAUCAGCUUCAGAAGAGAGAACAGACUCUUAGUCGAACGGUCACGAGCGAGAAGGAGUUAAGAGACCGUCUUGGACUACCCCCGAGAAGAGAGUCUACUGAAGCAAGAAAGGCUUCCGUCUUGUCCCGGAGAGCGUCAGAUGGAUUAAAUGCGAACUCGUUGCUGAAAACGCGCGAUUCAUUAGACCAAUAUGGUCAUUUUCAUGUCAAGGGUCGGACUAUCGAAUUCCGUGAGAAAAAAGGACACGCUGGAGGAGGUGGACGAGGUGGGGCUGGACGACACAACUCUCACGGGGCCAAGACUGCCCUCAGUCGAGAUGCAAAAUUACAAGCGCGAGCAACAGGAGCUACUGCUGAAGCACGACGAUCUGCCAGACGUGCCAAACUGGUUUUGCUCAAAGAGGAGAAGGAUAGAUUCGAAGCGAUGCGAGAAAUCCAAUCCAACACUCACAAAUUCGAAAAAUACUGGGCGUUAUCUAUGUCGGUCUUCGCAUUCGGUGUUCUCUGGUGUGUAGGAGCAUUGGUAUUCAUGUACGCGGAGCACCGAAUCCAAGACCUCAGCUACUUUGAAGCUCUUUACUUCUGCUAUGUCUCUCUUCUUACAAUCGGCUACGGCGACUUUUCACCCAAAUCGAACGCUGGAAAACCAUUCUUUGUGAUUUGGUCUCUUAUCGCCAUUCCUACAAUGACAAUUCUAAUCUCUGAUAUGUCAGAAACCGUCGUUGGAAGUAUAAAUCGUGGAACUUUCAAGCUCGCAGAUUGGACUGUGAUGCCUAAAGAGGGCGUGUGGCAUGACUUUCUUGAAAGUCAUCCGCAACUAAAAGACUGGAUUGAGCGCAAGACUCAAGAACGAGAGGCCAAAGCUCGAAUCAAUGCCGGUUUUGAAUUACCCAGACCAGACGAGGAAAUCACCGCUGAACCCCAAACCCUCGAAAACCUGGCCGAAGAAAAAAUACCGGCAAAAACGGAUCAUGAACUCGCGCGCCGGUUGGCGAAAACCAUCAAACGCGUGGCUAACGAUUUACGUGCUGAUCAGCCUGUCAAAUAUGAUUACGAGGAGUGGGUUGAGUUCACCAGGCUUAUUCGGUUCAGUGCAAAGGGCGUGGAGGGUGAUGGCGAUACUUCAGGCGACGAGGAUGGAGAGGGUGGAGAGUUGGGACUUGUGAAGUGGGAUUGGAUUGGCGAGGAUAGUCCUAUGCUAGCGGAGGUAGGUGAGGCGGAGUGGGUUCUUGAACGGCUCUGUGAGAGUUUGGAUCGGUAUACAAAGGUGCAGGAUAGGAAGGCAAAGAAAGCCCUCCGUAAAGUCGACCACGAAACUGGUCACACACUCCACCAUCUCGAUACCGGGCAUUCAUCACAUCCCAAUUACCCAGCUCAUCCCGGUCAUCGAAAAGGCUAUUCCUACGACCAUCCUCCCCACGAAGCGGGUGAUAUCUCACCUGUGCUGAGACGCACGAAAGAUGGCGAGGAGGUCGUGCCGCUGCAUAAGCGGCAUGCGAAGGGAAAGGAUAAGCAGGGCGAGGGUGUGGAGGAUAGUGAGGAGAGAAUAAGAAGGGAUACGGAUGAGGGGGAGGAUGAACGGGAGAGGAUGGAUCGAGAGGUUAGGGUUGUGCUGGAGGAUGGACUGAGGGGUGGGGAGAUGGGGGAUUGGAUGAGUAGUGUUAAGAGUUGA